Messenger RNA from Mya arenaria, 4343 nucleotides. RefSeq lists its product as uncharacterized. The record is from RefSeq and is a predicted model, not a curated record. The transcript is spliced from 19 exons. The coding region runs from base 124 to 3723 and encodes 1199 amino acids. Lineage: Eukaryota; Metazoa; Mollusca; Bivalvia; Myida; Myidae.
CCUGUUUCGGGGAGUGCUGCUGUACCGCUUUGUUCUUCUGACGGAACACUCGCCUGUGUGGAACAAAGAAAUAUCACAGCUAAGAUAUGUGGAAAUGGAAGAUAUGUGUUCUACUUGACAUCGAUGUUUUCAUGCCCGGAGGCUUACUGCAUUGAGUCGACAUCAGGCAAAAUUCCUCAAGACGACGGGACAAAGCUGAAUGUAUCAGGCAUCCAUCCAGUUAUAAGCGCUGAUACAGAGUAUAUCAAAGACGAAAAUAAUGCCUUGUAUUUCUACUGUGACUUUGAGCCUUUAAAUAAUACGGACUAUUAUUACAAGGUUAUAUGGUUGGAAACAAGCAACAGCAUUACGUUGACUCAGCUUUACCAACCAGAGCCAGCUAACUACACAACACAAGACCAGUUUCGAUCUGAAACAAGAUUAAAUCAUCAACAACUCAAACAACUGAACAUUACACUUAAUAUUAAGAUCACGUGCUCAGUAAAUGCACGUCAAGCUGUUCAUUCUAUAGACAGUGAUACACGUCUAAGCGAAGAGCGGUUUUUCGGGAUAGAAAUUUUAAACACGACCAGCAUCACAAUUGAUUAUGACCCAGCAAAGAAAGAAGAGGAUCCAGUUUAUUUGUCCUUUAGGCUUAUGGUGCCUUUUGGAGGUAAACCUGGUUCGAAUGGACAGGAAGCACAUCUUAAUAUGAAAAAACUCGAUAACAAUAAUGGCCAAUGCAAAGUCAGUAAUAUGGUAUUUGCACAGAAACAAGGAAUACCUAAAAGUUGUGGAACGAAAUUUACGUUAGAAGACUAUCAAAACGGGACAAUUAAAAAUAUAGAACUAAAGCUGAUAACAGGCGAUUCAACACUGAACUGGAACCAGAUGUUUUUCAUUUACUUUCAAGUAUUUACUAUGAAAUAUGAUCCAUAUCUUAGCGAACUCAACCUGCCGCUUAUAAAGGUCACGGUGAAACAAAAUCUUGAAACAAUGCGAGGGAAAUACUGUUACUCAUACAACGACCCACACUUCAGAACGUUCGACGGAAGAACGUACGAUAACCAUGUGCCUGGGACAUAUAUCUUUUACAAAAACAACAGAGAUAAUGCGCAGGUACAGAUUAAAACUGACAGAUGUGGUAUUCGCCCAGCGUGCAACUGUGGCAUUGCUGUUAACUUGGGAAGAGAUGUUUUUGUGAUUGAUGCUUGCACACGGCGAAGUCGAUUCGACAUAAAAUUUAAACAAUGUAACGAUGGCCUACUUAGAGACAAGGUGAAGAAGAGUGGAAGCACUUACAGGGUGUUUUUCCCUUCUGGUACGGAAGUCAUCAUCUCCCUUUGGCAUCCACCAUGGAUGAACAUACGAAUUAUCCCUUCCAGGCUUGAUUUUAAUCAAACAACCGGCAUGUGUGGCUCAUUGGACAAUAAUUGGAACAAUGACUUAUUGAACAAUAACCCUUUGGAUCAUGGAGCUUCUUGGCGAAUAACCAAUACCCCGGAAGAUCUGUUCCUAGACCAGAAUUUAAUAACAUAUCAAUGGCCAGGUGAAAAGCUGUUUUGUGAAUGUAAGAAUCAAAUGAAUGGAACCUUGUUAGAAUCCGUUACAUGUAAUGCUGACGAAGCGAAAAAAUGUGCAUUUGACAACAGCGUGUCUGCGUUUAAUCGGUGUUCACACAGUGAAGGUAUAGUAUCACGAAGAAGAAGGGGAGAAUUAACAGUCGAAGGAGACGUCCAUACGUCCGCGAAUACCUCUUUUAACGCAUCUGAGGAGAAUGAUAAUAAGGAAAUUGUCGACUUUAGCCAAGAGGAAGCCAGUGCGUUCUGCGAAGAAGCUUUCAACAUUCAAGUUAUUGAAAUCUGCAAGCAGGUUCCUGAUUUUGAUGUCACAAGCGCUAUCAACAACUGUGCUGCUGACAUAUUGGGAACAAAUACAACGGAAUUUACAAUGGCUACUCUCGAUGUCGUUGUUUCACUAUGUGAGACUUGGAUUGAAGCAAACACUCCACCAACUAUGGAUGAAACAGACAACUUUGUACUCGUUGUUAAUGGAACAGAGUAUGCAAAUCUUACAGAUGAAGUACUGCAAACCAUAGUUAACCCCGUGUUUACGAAUUCCUCAUUGCAAUUAGUCAAAGAACUGGUAUGCCCAGACCAAUGUCUUGGUCGAGGGAUUUGUGUUAACGGUACCUGUAAAUGCAACGAGACGUUUACAGACCCUGACUGCUCAAUUAAUCUCCAAGAGGCUCCAAGGAUGUUGGGAAUUCCAGACAAUGGAUUGUGCGACCGAGUCCAUCGCCUUUGUGAGCAAACGUCUGUCUUUGUAUCGAAUGUAGCCGAAAAUAGUUCCUGCGUUUUAACAGAGAUCGAGGUAUCAAUUGAUGGAACAGUUACCAAUCGAACUACUCAAACAGUGUCAGCAAACAAACUCUCACCAACUGAAGUACUGUGUUCUUUACCAUCAAGCUCAAUGCGUCGAAGACGACAGACAGAGGGAGAAUUGCUCAAUGAUAUUGUAGCGGAAGGAUACAUUAUAUCUAUAACAAAUAAUGGGUACCAUACAAGUGAAGGAGAUGUCAUCAGCAUUUAUGACUCUGACUGCGUUCAUUGUUUAAACCUAGGCGGGGAAAUAAAAUGUGAUAUUCUGACCGAAACCAGAUUGUGUGUACAUGACAGUUUAUGCUAUGAACAAAAUAGUGAAAUAGGUUGUUUUGCAUGUCAAGAGUCCAAUGGCCUGGUGUCUUGGCAUAAUAUCUGUGAUGGUGAAGUUGGUGGAAAGUGCUUUGCUAACGGUUCUUGUACGUGGGAUGCAACUUGCUCUAUUUCUUCAAUUUGUGAAUGCGGGAUGGGAAAAUCUAUAAUCGAUGGGGUGUGCAUACACGAUGGGCGUGUUGGUACCAGCUGCCUCCCAAACAGUAUUUGCCUAGACAGCAAUGCCUAUUGCUCCAAAUCAGAUCAUUGUCAAACCCCUCCAUGUAUGGAUAGAUGCAUCUGCAAUCACGGGUUUUCUGUGAAUGGAAAUGACAUUUGUGAAAUGGUACAAGAGGAUCCCAGUAUUGGGAAUACAGUUUUACUGGUUGCAAUUAUUGUACCGACAUUUAUCUUGUUGGUCAUUAUUGCUGUUGUAUGUUGCGUUUAUUUAAAGAGCAAGAAAACCUCACCCACGGAUGUAAUCGCACCGGGGCAAGCUGCAAACAUACGAUUUUCAAGACAAAAUACAAAGGUAUCUAUUCUUCCAAAUGAGGAGAAGAAUACAAGGCCCAAAAAACAUCAACAUGCAAGAGAAAGUACACUUGGAAAUAUUUUUAUAACUGAUUCAAGUUCCAGUGGACAAGGCUCCCAGAUAUCUCUCUGGCCAAACGGAGAGAAAAAUAUAAGGCCGAACAUCCCACUAUUUGAUCGAAGGGGUACCAUUGGGAAUAUUUCUGAAACGGCAACACGUUCUACAAGACAAGGUUCUCAGGUGUCUCUUUGGCCCAGUGGGGAAAACAAUACAAAACCGAACACACCACGACUGGAUCGAGACAUAACCCUUGGAAAUAUUUUUGUGACGGAUACACAUUCCACCGGCCAAGGCUCUCAAAUGUCUCUCAGGCCUUCUGGGGGGACACAAACAAGACCAAACACCCCGAGCACUGACAAUGCGAGUAUCCUUGGGAAAAUCUUCAUAACGGAUACACAAUCCACAGAGCAAGAUUCUCUGAUGUCUCUUUUUACAGAAGAUGACAUAUUGUUCUCGUAAUCCACUUGAUCAUUUUUAAGUGAACUCACAGACAUGUUUCUUUGGUGAUUUUCUUAUGUUUUCUCUCAUUUGAAUUUGUUCCACGUAUAAUGUGAGUUGUGUUGGGACGUUGUGUAUCUCUCCUUGAGAUAAUAAGCUGUUUUUCAAAUUUUGGGGUUAGAUUUUCUAAAUUUUUCUUUGUUUUAAAUCUAUUAUUCAAACAUCAAGGACCCCUUUUUAUAGACUACGUGCAUCGCAGAUAAUCGAACCAGUACAUUUUCUUUUGUAUCUGAGUUAGCAAAAACAGUUUGUGAUUGUUGUAAUUUGUAAAAAAAACUUGUUUAACAAAAUUGUCAACAAGACAAACGUUUUGCCUGUGCUUUGGGUUAUGAUGAAAUUUGGUGACGUUAAUUAUGGUCAUAUUGUCCUGUUUAAGUUUGGUCGUCGUAACGUUAUGCCCUGUUUACAUUAAACGAUAAGUUUUCUCUUAUGUAGAUCAGAUCAGACAGGUAAAAAAUAUCUUAUAAUUAUGAAAUUUGGUGACGUUGUUUAUGGUCAUAAUGUACUGUUCAAGUUUGGUCGUCCAAUUGGUCAUAGGUCACUUAUUUAUUAUGUUACAAUAGUGUGUAAAUUUCGUUGCA